AUGAGCUCCCAUGUGGGAGCUUCUAGUGUAAAUGUCUCGAACAGAGUUGGAUGUAGCGAAGCUGAGGAUGCUGGUGAGGAAACCAGUACUAAUGAGACUCACACACCAAAAGUGGAGAGAUCUAGGCAAAGGAGUGUAAAUCCAGCAGGCGAGGGAAGGUCAAGCAAUGUGCUGGUGAGACCUGUGCUGUCAGGUGGAAAAGCACGCAAAAAGACCUGCAGUGAGGACAACAAAGGAAGCUGGAGAGAGCAAAACCAAGACAGGGGCGAGGAGACAAUAACUGCUGGAGAUUUGGAAGGCAGAGAAAGAGGGAAAAGCAUGGAAAGAAGAAUGGCGGAAAGAGAUGAAACACAUGGAGAUGAAGCACAGUAUAGACAGAGAAGAGAAAGCACUGGAAGUUUGUCAAGUAAUAAUUCUGAUCAUCAGUUAAACAACAUUUUGGAACUUGGAGAAGGAUCGAGCAACUUGCAGAGAGGACACACCUGCUCUCGACUCCAGAGCACUGGCUGCAACUGGACCUUCACUUCCAGUUCAAACGCACUGUCCCGUCGGCCUGCUGCUCAUACCAGGUCCAUACCCCGGUCACCUCAGAGACCUUUAUCCAGACCAGCUGCAGGAGACUUGCACCUCUACUCACUAAGUUCAUUCAGGGAGCCAGAUCCAUUCUGGGUGGAGGUGAGACCAGGGUCAGCACCUGGGCGAUCUUUGACCUUCUAUGAGCUAAGAGGGGAGGGAGAGGAUGAGGGUGAUGAAGAGAACGUGGAGGAUGGUGAUGAAGGAGGCAGCGGGGUGGUAAGGGUGAUGAGUCAAAGCGUGACCUCAGCAGUGGCACAACCUUGUGUUCCUUGUGAGAGGAGGAUGAGUAAAAGGGAGAGGAACAGGAUUAAAAGUCUGAGGAGGAGACAGCGAAGAAGGGAGAAAUGGAGACAAAAUCAACAGCAAGAGAGCAGACAGGAAGAAAGUCCAGACCUACUCCCAAAUAAAAUGCUGUCGUGGGACCUCAGCAGUGAGGACGAUGAGGCCCUGACUACCGGGGACAGAGAGGGCUACAUCUGCGCUGUCUGCUUGGAUGUGUACUUCAGUCCUUACAUGUGCCACCCGUGCAAUCACAUCUUCUGUGAGCCCUGUCUUAGGACGCUGGCUAAGAACAGCCCCACUAAUACCCCCUGCCCCCUGUGCAGAACAAUCAUCACACAUGUUUUCUUCCAAAAAGAGCUAAACCAAACAGCAAGAACAUUCUUUCCAAAGGAAUACCUUUCCCGGAAACAGAACUUUCAGAAAGCAAGCUGUGCAAAGUGGCCUCUCCCGAGCUGCAGAAAACUCUUCCGCAUCUUUGGAGGCUUCCAGAGGCAGUCGAGUCCCAUUGCUAGACGCCAGUUCCCCCACGGAGAAGGCUACCCUCUGGACACCAUGGAUUUCGAGGAUGACACUCGUGGCUGGCGAUUUGACAUGGACAUGGUCAUCAUCUACAUCUACUCAGUGAACUGGGUUAUUGGGUUCUUCAUAUUCUGCUUUCUUUGCUAUUUCUUCUUCCCCUCUUUUUGA
Pundamilia nyererei is the source of this 1545-nucleotide messenger RNA. NCBI's taxonomy places the organism in Eukaryota, Metazoa, Chordata, Actinopteri, Cichliformes, Cichlidae. The record is from RefSeq and is a predicted model, not a curated record.